CCGAAGCGGCUCGGAAAGGCACCGGAAGUAGCUCGGCCUAGAGCUGCGCGCUCGCUCCGGGCGCGCACAGAGAACCGGAAGUCCCACCUCCCCGGCUACCGGAAAAGGAGGAGAGAGCGGAAGCCGGCGCCAUGCCGACGGUGCUGGGCCUGGAAGGUUCGGCCAACAAAGUGGGAGCCGGGGUGAUUCGGGACGGCCGGGUGCUCAGCAACCAAAGGGCGACGUUCGUCACGCCGCCGGGACAAGGUUUCGCUCCCGGUCCCGUCAGCCGCCAUCACCGCCAGAAGCUGCUGGGGUUGGUGGAGGCGGCGCUGAACGAAGCGGGGCUGCGAGGAGCCGACAUCGAUGGGGUGGCGUUCACCAAAGGGCCGGGGAUGGGGGCCCCGCUGGCGGUGGUGGCGGCGGUGGCUCGGACGUUGGCGCAGCUGUGGGGCCGGCCGUUGGUGGCAGUGAAUCAUUGUGUGGGGCACAUCGAGAUGGGGCGGCUGCUGGGGGGCGCCAGGGACCCCCUGGUGCUGUACGUCAGCGGGGGGAACACGCAGGUGAUCGCUUUCUCUCGCCGCCGUUACCGGAUCUUUGGCGAAACGCUGGACGUGGCGGUGGGGAACUGCUUGGAUCGCGUGGCUCGGCUCCUCAAGAUCUCCAAUGAUCCCAGCCCCGGUUACAACGUGGAGCAGAUGGCCAAAAGGGGGAAGCGGCUGCUGGAGCUGCCCUACGUGGUGAAGGGGAUGGACGUCUCCUUCUCCGGCCUGCUGUCACACGUCGAGGCCCAGGUCCCAUCCCUGCUGUCUUCGGGUGCCGCCACGGCUGAGGACGUCUGUCUGUCCGUCCAGGAGACGGCGUUCGCCAUGUUGGUGGAGGUGACGGAACGCGCCAUGGCGCUCUGCCGCUCCCCGGAGCUGCUGCUGGUCGGAGGCGUCGGAUGUAACGGGCGGCUGCAGGAGAUGCUGGAGGUGAUGUGCAGAGCCAGGGGGGCCCGGCUGUGCGCCAGCGACGACAGGUUCUGCGUGGACAACGGGGCGAUGAUCGCUCAGGCCGGGUGGGAGAUGCUGCGCAGCGGGCAGAUAACAGAGAUCAGGGACUCCGGCAUCACACAGAGGUACCGCACGGAUGAGGUGGAGGUCACGUGGAGGGACUGACCUUUGACCUUUGAACUUUGAACUUUGACCUUUGAACUUUGACUCCCAAUGAAGCUCAGCUUCCUCCCCCCCCCUCCCGAAUCCCAAA
Lagopus muta (rock ptarmigan) is the source of this 1227-nucleotide messenger RNA. RefSeq names its product O-sialoglycoprotein endopeptidase (gene OSGEP). The coding region runs from base 132 to 1139 and encodes 335 amino acids. Gene Ontology annotation, biological process: tRNA threonylcarbamoyladenosine modification. NCBI's taxonomy places the organism in Eukaryota, Metazoa, Chordata, Aves, Galliformes, Phasianidae. The transcript is spliced from 11 exons. The record is from RefSeq and is a predicted model, not a curated record. Gene Ontology annotation, cellular component: cytoplasm; EKC/KEOPS complex.